GGCCUGGCCUUGGCUCUGUGGUGAGCAGCCAGCGCCUCGCACUCGGCCUCCCCCUUCCGCAUUUUCCUGAGGCUCUGCGGCAGUGACGUCUACUGCUGACGGCAGCCCGGGCCAGGAGAGCUGCCCGCUCUUUUUUCCUCUCCCUCCUUCCCCCCUCUCUUUCUCUCAGCCAUCGAGCUCGGCCCCUCCCUUUCUGCCUCUCGCUCUCACUCUAUUACCUUCCCCCCUCCCUUCGAAUCAGCCAUCGCGAACAGGCCUAACGGACAAGGCGCCCCGGUGCACGGAAGGAACUGCUGCAACAUUUGCAGAAAAAUUAGCUAAUGAUUGUUCAGCGUCAUGGAAGAAGAUGUCGCCGAGCUUGCGCUGCAAACAGAGCCGCAUGCUUUUUUUCAUACUUCAGAACCCGGAGCCCCUCACCUUAAUGGUAAUGAGAUCAUUGUGGAAAUCCAAGAGACUGUCUAUGUUGCAGAUGGAGAUGGAGGCAUGUCCGUUCAAGGAUUUCAUGAUGACGCCGACUCUGUUGUUAUUCAGGAUGUAAUUGAAGAUGUGGUCAUUGAGGAUGUGCAGUGUUCUGACAUUUUAGAGGGAACACGGGGAUCAGAGACUGUAAUAAUACCAGAGCAGGUUUUAGAAGAUGACAUUGGGCCUGACACAGAGGAACAGGAGCUGGAGGAAGAUGUAUUAUCCAAUUGUGAUGUUCCUGAGAAUGUUUUGGACUCUGAUUUAGUGGCAGGAGCGUUGACUGUUGGCAGGCGUGAACGUGUUCUUCAUCCAGAUCAUAUAGUAGGGGAGGAGAUGGCAGAGGAUGGUCUUGGUGAUGACAUGAUUUCAGAAGAGAUCCUUGUCGCAGACUGUGCUUCUGAAGCCGUGAUUGAUGCUAAUGGCAUUCCAGUGCAAGGUCCUGAUGGGGAAGAAGUAAAUUGUGAUGACUACCUUAUGAUAUCUUUGGAUGACGCUGACAAGAUUGAUGAAGAGUGUGCAGAAGAAAUUGCUAUGGGUGGUGAAAUGGACGGAGACCCAGCUAAGCUAGAUGGAUCAUGUCCAGAAGUCAUCAAGGUUUACAUUUUUAAGGCAGACCCUGGUGAAGACUUGGGUGGCACUGUAGACAUUGUGGAGAGUGAGUCUGAGAAUGAUCCAGGAGAUGGACUUCUUGAUCCUCAUACAGGAGGUCGUCUUCCUCGGGAAAAAAUGGUUUACAUGGCGGUGAAUGAUUCUCAGCAUGAUGAUGAUUUGGAUGUAGCAGAAAUUGCUGAUGAAGUGUAUAUGGAGGUAAUUGUUGGAGAGGAAGAUGCUGCAAUAACGCAAGAACAUCAGCUGGAUGAUGCUGAACUAAGCAAGACUUUCAUGCCAGUUGCCUGGGCUGCAGCUUAUGGUAAUAAUAUGAGUAACAACUUGGAGGGAGUGGAGCACAGGAAUGGCACUGCCAGUGCCCUUUUGCACAUAGAUGAAUCUGAUGGACUGGACAGGCUAGGAAAGCAAAAACCAAAGAAAAAGAGAAGGGGAGAAAAUCGCCAGUACCAAACAGCCAUAAUUAUUGGUCCCGAUGGCCACCCACUUACUGUUUACCCAUGUAUGAUCUGCGGCAAGAAAUUCAAAUCCCGAGGCUUUCUGAAGAGGCACAUGAAGAACCACCCUGAACAUCUGGUGCGUAAGAAAUAUCGCUGCACAGACUGUGACUACACCACCAAUAAAAAAGUAAGUCUACAUAACCACCUGGAGAGCCACAAGCUGUCUGCUGCAGUCAUUAAAACUGAGAAGGAGCUGGACUGCGAUGAAUGCGGAAAAAUAUUUCUACAUGCGAAUGCUUUGUUCGCCCACAAGCUGACACACAAGGAAAAGGCGGGCAACAAAAUGCACAAGUGCAAGUUCUGCGAUUACGAGACGGCCGAGCAGGGCUUACUGAACAGACACCUUUUGGCCGUGCACAGCAAGAGCUUUCCACACAUCUGUGUGGAGUGUGGAAAAGGCUUCCGCCAUCCUUCAGAAUUAAAGAAGCACAUGCGCACUCACACCGGCGAGAAGCCAUAUAUCUGUCAAUAUUGUGACUACAAAUCUGCUGACUCCUCCAAUUUAAAAACCCAUGUUAAGACAAAGCACAGCAAAGAAAUGCCAUUCAAGUGCGAGAUUUGCCUCCAGACAUUUGUAGACGCUAAAGAUCUGCAGGCACACGUUAUCCUGCAUCAGGAGAGCAAAAGUCACCAGUGCCUGCACUGUGACCACAAAAGCUCAAACUCGAGUGACCUAAAAAGGCAUAUUAUUUCUGUGCACACCAAGGAUUAUCCCCACAAGUGUGAAGUCUGCGAGAAGGGCUUCCACCGACCUUCCGAGCUUAAAAAGCAUGAGUCUGCACACAGAGGUAAAAAGAUGCAUCAGUGCAGGCACUGCGAGUUCCAAAUUGCGGACCCUUUUGUGUUGAGCCGGCACAUCUUGUCGGUACAUACUAAGGAGUUGCCAUUCAGGUGCAAACGCUGCCGCAAAGGCUUCAGGCAGCAACAGGAACUGAAGAAGCACAUGAAGUCUCACAGUGGUAAAAAGGUGUAUCAGUGUGAGUACUGCGAGUACAACACCACAGACGCUUCUGGUUUUAAACGCCAUGUCAUCUCCAUCCACACCAAAGACUAUCCCCACAGAUGCGACUACUGCAAGAAAGGCUUUCGCCGGCCCUCUGAAAAGAAUCAGCACACCAUCAAACACCAUAAAGAGGCCAGCUUGGUGUGACUGUCGGUGUGUGCCGAAUACUGCUAAAACAUACCCGUUUUUGUAGAGACCAGCGUCAGGUUUUGUUUUUUGAUUAUUCUCUGUGCCUCUAAGCUAAUAGUUACUUUUUUUUAUUCCAGUCCUGCUCUUUGUUUAAUAAAUUAACAAAGUUGCAUCUACGAGGAGAUCACUGGAGAUAUGUUCAGUUCACUCUUCCACAUUUGUCGAUGUAUUUUAUGUGCUGUUUUUGUAAUUUUCUCCCCAUAGUAAUUCACGUAGUAAUAUCAUGGCCUGCUCUCCACAGAUCACACUUGCAAAAACUUUGCCCAAUUGAUGUUACUCAUUCACACAGUGCAGUUUUUACUUAAAUUUUUUUUCCUCUCUCGGGGAAAACAAGGAGUGGAUCCUAAAGUGAAAGGUAUAUUAAAAAAAAAUAUAUAAAAAAUUCUCCCCCCCUUCUCAAUCCAUUUCUAGUUUUGGCUGGGAAAUAUCAAAAUCUGCAUUGUACUAACAAAGCUUUUAAAUAUUAUUAUUAUUUUUUUUUAUAACCUGGCUUUUAAAAUAGGCCAUCAAUGUGUGCUGUGGGGUCUGUCCUACCUCCAGGCCUCCAGUGAUCAGAAUCAGGGAGCAGUGACUUAACACAUUAAAGGGAUUGUGCAGUGCUGAGGAUAGCUCGUCAAUAUCUGUGGCACAGCACAACCCCUUUAAUUGCAGGGAUGACGCUGUUGGUCUUGGGGCUUCUGGAGGCAGGACCCCAUCUGAUCCACAUUGGUGGAGUGUACAUUCCCACUGAUACAAGGUUGUAUGAAGUGCAGUAAUAUUUCUAUUAAUUUGACCUGUUGUUAAUCCUAUUCUAGUCUGUAAAAUGUGAAGCAAAUCUCACCAAAAUUAUGAAAAUGAUUUUUCAUUAUUAGGAAACGUACAUUUAUUUAUUUAUUUUUAAUCCAUUUAUAACUUUUCUUCCGUAUUUCCGAAUCUGAAAUGCAGUACAAUAUGGUUUACCCAACUAAGGGGGAGGGAGUAUUUAGGCAAAAACCUAAUCCAUUGCUUCUCCUCAUCUUGGGUUCACAGAUGAUAUUUUUAUGCUGUACCUCUUUGAUAUACCAGGUUUGCAGCUUUAUCCAUCAUCCAUUUCAUUAUCAUCACCAGUGUUAUCCACUUGCAAUUUAGAUGUUUCUUGUGGGUUUUUUUUUUAAGGAAAAAAGAAAUGUCUAUUUCAGAAUAUAUACCCAGUAUUUUAAGCAGUUGUUUUCUUUUUAAAUAAAUUCUAAAGAUUUUAUACUUCCCAAAUGGCGACUAUAUAUUCCGGCUGGAGAAAUAAAUGCUUUAUUGUAAUAUAGAGUAACCUAAUGGGGGGGGAGCCGGAGAAUACUGGUGAUAACAGUAUUGAUGGCUGUUAUAGAUAUAUAUAUAUAUACAAUGUUGACAACUGAUCGUUUUAUUUGCAUCAGAAAAUUGUAAAAUCUAUGCAGUGCAAUUAUGCAAAGAGCAGUGUAGACGUCUUCGCUUACACAGUGAAAAUAGCCGGCACCAUGCGUGUUGCUCAUAUGUACGUCUGUCGGUCCACUUUAGAGAAUUGGCACAUGGAAUUUUAUGGAGAUUUUAAAUGCUGUUUACACUUGUAAUAUGUUGGGCUUUUAUUUUUAAUUUGGGUCUUAAAUUAUUGAAAGAAAUUGCACUUUUUAGUAUAAGUGGUAGCGUGUUUUGCCGCAUGCAGAUCACAGGUUGUUUUCGGGGAAGAUCAGACUGGUGUCGCUUGUCAACCGGCAUAAAUUGCCUACAAGGAAAAUUGAUUGAAGUCUCAUUAAUGUUUGCGUCUUAGGUGGAUUUUUGUAAAAUAUUAAUGGCACUUUUUGUACUAGAUCAUGACCCAGCAUGUGGUGACGCCGCUCCUUGUGCUUUCUAUCCAGUCAAGUUGAUUUCUUUGCACAUAUGACACUAAAAAAUAAAAAAGUGGGGAAACGUUUGCAAACCUUGCCCCAUCACGGGAGAUUCAUCCAUGCUGAACAUCAGACCUGCUAGGCCCAGUAAUUUGAUAGCAUACUGCAGGGGGGAAUCCUAAGCAAGGCUUUAAUUCAUUUUUUUAAAAAUUUUUAAUGACCUUUCGUGUAAGUUACCAGAAUGUAUUACAUUAAAGUCUAAUAGUUACUAAAGUCGGGCCAAAUGGGCACGUGACCUGCAGUGCAGUGUGUAUUAUUCCCAACAUGCAUAUUAUCCAGUUCUCUUGACGCUAUACCUGCAGUUUUAAGAAGAUUAGAAUAUAAUCAAGGCUUUUUUUCUUUUUACAAGAAUGGGGCUGUAUAGAUGUAAAUUUGAGUUUUAAAGUUUUUUUUUUUUCCCGUACGCUUAGAUUCAUCUGGCUUUUGUAAAGACCGCGUUUGUAUAAAGAGGUUGUAGCUAUUGUUCACACUUGUUCCUUUGUUUCCCUGUUUGUUUGUUUGUUUUUAGUUUCAGCUGAAAUGUAUGGUAAGUGCUCCAAAUUUGGAUGUUUUGGUUGAAUGUUUGAGGUACAGUUCCCCCCCCCCUUUGUACAAGAACAUAAUGUAAAUUAUUCAUUAGACACAGCCUGUAAAAUAUUUUAUGUCUUUAUUCUGUGUACAAUUUUGUAUAAAAAGUAAAGCAAAAUCAAUAUAGGGAUGUGAGAUUGUAAUUGUGCUCUUGAUAACGUGGUAAAAUAAAGAUCCGAAUA
This is a messenger RNA of Bufo bufo (common toad), 5386 nucleotides long. RefSeq names its product zinc finger protein X-linked (gene ZFX). The transcript has 8 exons. The coding region runs from base 337 to 2718 and encodes 793 amino acids. Gene Ontology annotation, biological process: regulation of DNA-templated transcription. Lineage: Eukaryota; Metazoa; Chordata; Amphibia; Anura; Bufonidae. Gene Ontology annotation, cellular component: nucleus. Gene Ontology annotation, molecular function: metal ion binding; DNA-binding transcription factor activity, RNA polymerase II-specific; RNA polymerase II cis-regulatory region sequence-specific DNA binding. The record is from RefSeq and is a predicted model, not a curated record.